This is a messenger RNA of Rosa chinensis, 2698 nucleotides long. RefSeq lists its product as uncharacterized. Bases 83 to 2698 code for a protein of 871 amino acids. The transcript has 6 exons. The record is from RefSeq and is a predicted model, not a curated record. Gene Ontology annotation, biological process: meristem maintenance; meristem development. NCBI's taxonomy places the organism in Eukaryota, Viridiplantae, Streptophyta, Magnoliopsida, Rosales, Rosaceae.
GGCUUGUUUCUGUCAGUGUACUGACCUUGAGGUUUCCUUGCAUGUUUGGUGAAAUUGUUCGGUUGUCUAAACCAAGUAUUCUAUGGCUGAUGAUGCUUCAGAACAUGAGGCCGGGUCGGAGGGUAGAGAUGCAAUAAAAACAAGAUCGGCCGAGUUCGCAACCAAGUUUAUGAAGGCUGUCGAUGUUUCCAAAGAUGCACUUCAGAGCCCCGUGGUUUGUCGGUUGACGAAAAAUAAAGAGCCGCAAGGAGAAUGUAUACUAGGGCCGCAUUACGGUGCGGGCAUGCCAUCGGCUGUCAAAGAGGUUCUAGAAAAUUCGUUAGUUGAUUCAUCUUGUUGCACACAUGGAGCUAGUUGGUCCACAUGGAGUAUUGAAUUGAGGCUUCCUCAAGUUUGGCCCAAACUGACGCCUGAGUGGACGAAAUGGGUGCCAAGGAUGGAGCAUUUCUUUGGCCAAGAGUGGAAAAAAUAUGGAAUAUAUGAUAGCAUAAAGAUGACUGAGCAGGAGAUUCAAAUGGACCGGCCUCUUCUUGCAGCUAGUUUAUGCUUCUGGUCGUCUGCCACCAACACCAUCAACCUGCCUCUUGGCCCAAUGACCCCUACCUUGUUAGACAUGGCGGCAAUAUUUGGGUUUCGGCCAAAUGGUGUAGCGGUUUGUGCCACUGCCAAAUUUCCGACUUCCUUCCAUGCUAGCUUGAAGCCCAAAACGGUCACAAAUGACAAGAAGGCUAAAGAUGAGGCCGAAGCUAAGGCAAAACAAUUACUCAACUAUAGCACCUUCUAUGCCACACAUGCAGUUGAUGAAGAGGUGACAGAAAAUAGGAGACGACCCCCCAAGCAAUAUGAGCACGCAGCUUUCCUUCUCUACUGGCUUUGUAAGUUUGUAUUUUGUGCCAAAUCCAAUAAGUGCACUUUAGAGUUUACUGGUAUUGCAGAAGCACUAAGUGCGGGUAUGCCCCUAGCUCUUGGACCAUUUGUUCUAGCUCGCCUCUACCGUACUCUGCGCAAUGUGGUGGUUGAUAAUAUGAAUUUAGACAUCGGAGGACCAUUAUGGAUGUUCCAAGUGUGGGUACAAACCUAUUUUCAUCAGCUUCGGCCACCAUGCCCUCCAUUUGUCCCUACCAUGACGCUUGGCCGUCAGAUUAUACCCCUCGGCAUUCAUUCACAUUCGGCCGCGGAGUGCUUUGGUUUCUUCUUUUCAAAGAAAGGCAUGUCCAGGGAUGAGUUUGCCAUAUGUUACAGCCGAGAUCACCCUUCUUGUCUUGCGAUUGACAUAUCAACAUUAUGGGAGAAGAAAUUAGACUUGGAUGUGAUUCUAUCUUGGGGAAGUAUUCUGAUUUCUCGGGACUUGAACUAUGGCCUCAAAGGUACAGUGGGUCGGUAUGGUGUUGAGGUUUAUCUUCCCAAUUUCGUUGCACGUCAGCUUGGCUUCAUACAGAGUUGUCCGGCCUUAUUUCUGAUGUCAAGAAACCACUUCUCGUCAUGGAGAGAUGGGUUCACACGAACUUCUCAGUGUUCGGCCGUUGGUAAGUACUAUGAGGAGCAAUUUGGCAAGUUUGAAAGGUCCGGCCUAAAGCCUCGUUGUCCUGAUCAUAGAGCCACCCCACACUUCCAAACAUGGUGGUCAACUUUUAUCAUGAAAAAUCUUGGAAAGGACUUGGCUGGGACCCAACGCGCUGCAUUACAAGGACUUCUAAACUUGCUAGGCCCCAAUGAAGGUAAUGGUAAGAAGAAAAUACCGGAUGGCAAGUCAAAAUCAACCAAAGGAUCCUCUAAACAAGGACAAACAUCGAAGAAACGUGGCUCAACAUUGGGGUAUACUCAGAAUGCCAAGAAAACAAAGAAAUCAUCGGAUGUGGUGGAGAAUUCAAUCACAAACCCGACAGACACUAUGGUUAGUGAAGACAUAUUUUUUGAGGCUAAUAUGGAUGAUGGCCACGAUGCUUUGGCUGAAAACCAAAAUACGUCUGAAAUUGAGGAUAUGGCCGAAACUGGUGACGCCUCGAUCCAUAACGCGGACUCGGCUGAUAGCGAAGGUUAUUCGGAAGAAGCUCAAUCAGAAAGCGGUGAUCAAGAGAGAGAUGGCCGCAUUGAUCAUUCUUUGCCCCCACUUGAAAACUCCAUGAUUGAGAUUGACAUGGACGACUUGGGUGAGAGCCAACUUCACAACACAACGAGCAUCGGCCAAAAGCUUGCCAUAUCAAACAACUUUUCCAAGGAUGUUGAAGACCCCGAUGCACGUGGCCAAGAAACACUACUUAUCCAUCAGACAUUGGUUCAGGUAGAGGCUUAUGAAGUUCAUGCUCGUUUGGCUGUUGUAAAUUUUAGUCUCUCUCCUUGUCUAGAAGCCCAAAAGGAGUUUGAAGCAGGCGAGAAGUUGAAAAGUGAGUACGAUGACAUUCGCCAGUCCACAGAUCUUGGCCAACUCCAGAAGUUGAAGACUUCUUUGGACGAAGGAAGGCAAAAAGUGCUCGAUCUGAGGAAGCAGUUGGCCGAAGCUGAAAAGCAAGUCAAAGUCACUUCGGCCGCCAUCCGAAGCAUUGUUCCCCAACAAGAUCUCACCAAGUAUAGCUUGAUUCUGUCAUCGGUCAAGUCGUAUAACAAGAAGAGGGGCAUCUUGAAGCGAAAGGUCGACCAAGGUAUGCAAGACUUAGAAGAAGUUAAAGAAGCUCUUCGGUCACUCUUGCCCACUGAUUAG